CAAUGGCGGACUGGGGAUUCGCCACCACGGCAUUUCUAUCCAAAUUUUUCCAUGUAACUAUGUAAAGCCACACUAAUCCGUACAAUCGGUUACAGUUUGUCAGAUUAUACUCUAUUAUGGUUACAUGAUUUAGAUCUUGUACGAAAAUUAUAGUACGCUAAGGUUAGUGUGUUCACGCAACCUGUUCAUUGCUUGUGCAGUCGUCGAUUGCUGUGUGGGACUUGCAGUCUCAGUCUACACUUGCGCCACUCAAUCAUUGGUCAAAGUCGUACAAUAUGGCCUCCACGCCUGUGAAUUUUAGCACAGAAGAUGUCAUCGACAAAUGCAGUGUUAAUAUUCAGGAUUUUAUGCGAGAAAAGAUCGCCGAGAUACUUCAGUAUGAAGGACUAAACGCGCUGGAACGAUUACGAGAUGAUGCCUUGAGAGCUAUCACCCCAAAUGAGCCUCAUCCGUAUGAGUUCUUUUUAUCACAGCAGCAAAAAUUCCUUGAUAGGUGCACCGAGUUACUGCAACGGGUCAGGCCAGCGCUCCACCGCGCGGUCGACGAGCUGAUAGAUGGAUUGGAACAUGACGUUUCUAUCAUCGAUGCAUCAAAUCAGCUCGUAUCACCUGUUAUGCUAGCGGGCUCAAAGAAUCAUGUCAGCAGCCCAGGUGUGGUCAAUCGUCAUCCAUCCUCGCAACCAAGAGCUCCAGUUGCUGAUAUGGAUGUUGAUGUUUUCGCUUUGCCGGAACGGUCAAGAUCAGUCACUCUCGCAGCAUCCAAUCCUUCAAAUUCACAGCGCCCUACUAUUACUUCUCCACGGGUCACUCACGAGCCGAAGACUUCGGAGGACAACCGACAACAUACGCCACCAACGUCUCCUCAAAACAAGCGUGCAGCACUGAGUAUCAGUUUAACGACUCCGACAAAGCGCGCCAAGAUGAACGCUAGCACUCCAUCCAAGGCCGUGGCUCUACCGUCGGGAUGUUCUUCAUCGUCAAGGAACAAGAAGUCGGCUCUUGCGAAGAGAUAUCGCAAUCCGGAUGACGAUGAAUAUGAGGCCUCUCAACACGACGAAGACCUUCCGCCUCUGAAAGAACUCGGUCGCCGUACGACCCGCGAAAAGAACCCCCCUGUCUAUAGAGACCUGCCAAUCGGUGAUGAUGAGUUCUUGGAUAGCUCACUACGAUCAUAAUGUUGGUAUGCGGAUUUGCCUGGUAAAACAUGGUCUUUCGAACU
Molecule: messenger RNA, 1219 nt
Organism: Truncatella angustata
Lineage: Eukaryota; Fungi; Ascomycota; Sordariomycetes; Amphisphaeriales; Sporocadaceae
Exons: 1
Coding region: 276-1175 (299 amino acids)
Source: RefSeq, a predicted model, not a curated record